Raphanus sativus (radish) is the source of this 456-nucleotide messenger RNA. Its product is annotated as methionine aminopeptidase 1D, chloroplastic/mitochondrial-like. The coding region runs from base 1 to 456 and encodes 151 amino acids. The record is from RefSeq and is a predicted model, not a curated record. The transcript is spliced from 5 exons. NCBI's taxonomy places the organism in Eukaryota, Viridiplantae, Streptophyta, Magnoliopsida, Brassicales, Brassicaceae.
AUGACAAGAAAGGGUUAUCACGGUGAUACUUCAGCUACUUUCUUCUGUGGAGAUGUCGAUGAGAAAGCCAAAAACCUAGUCCAGGUGACAAAGGAGUCUCUAUACAGAGAAAUAUCGAUAUGUGGACCUGGAGUUGAUUACAAGAAAAUCGGCCAAACCAUUCAUGAUCGUGCAGAUAAGCAUAAAUAUGGAGUGGUUCGAAAUUAUGUAGACCACGGUGUUGGACGUGUCUUCCAUUCUGAUCCAAUUGUUCAUCACUCCCGGAACACUAUAGCCGGAUGUAUGGUGUUGAAUCAAACCUUCACCAUAGAACCGAUGCUUACCAUUGGAAGCAUUAAACCGGUAAUGUGGGAUGAUAAAUGGACCAUGGUAACAGAAGAUGCAAGCCUCUCUGCACAGUUCGAGCAUACCAUUCUUAUAACCAGACAUGGUGCUGAGAUACUAACCACCUGUUAA